Messenger RNA from Zonotrichia leucophrys gambelii, 6548 nucleotides. RefSeq names its product Wnt family member 11 (gene WNT11). Gene Ontology annotation, cellular component: extracellular region. The coding region runs from base 267 to 1331 and encodes 354 amino acids. NCBI's taxonomy places the organism in Eukaryota, Metazoa, Chordata, Aves, Passeriformes, Passerellidae. Gene Ontology annotation, molecular function: cytokine activity; frizzled binding. The transcript has 6 exons. Gene Ontology annotation, biological process: multicellular organism development; cell fate commitment; neuron differentiation. The record is from RefSeq and is a predicted model, not a curated record.
GCCUUUUGUUAUGCUAAUCCGGGCUGACAUCACCCCGCAUAUCAAAGCCGAGGGGCCGCAUAUAAGGCGGCUGCGGGGCCUCCCCGGCAGAGUGGCCCGGCUCCCCGCGCAGCCCGCUCCGGGCCGAGGUUUUUCAUCUCCAGGAACGAGCAUUACCCAAACUGAAGGAAAAUACACUGCGCAAAAUAUUAAGAAAACUCCUUUUUAAAAAACAAAUUUCUUUGGAGAAGCUGAUUUCCUUUGGCUAGCAGGAGAAAGCGGAGAAAAUGAAGCCAAGUCUGCGAUUUUUCUUAGCUGGUUUUCUGCUGUUGAUUCUGCAGACAGGGCUUUGCUAUGGGAUAAAAUGGAUAGCUCUGUCCAAGACUUCUUUGGCUUUGGCCCUUAAUCAAACCCAGCACUGCAAGCAGCUCGAAGGGCUGGUGGUUUCUCAGGUGCAGCUGUGCCGCAGCAACCUGGAGCUGAUGCAGACCAUUAUUCAGGCAGCGCGGGAGGUGAUAAAGACCUGCCGGAAAACCUUUUCAGACAUGAGGUGGAACUGCUCUUCAAUAGAGCUGGCUCCUAACUACCUGCUGGACCUAGACAGAGGCACAAGGGAGUCAGCAUUUGUAUAUGCCCUCUCUGCUGCUGCCAUCAGCCACACCAUUGCCAGAGCCUGCACCACCGGGGACCUCCCUGGCUGUUCCUGUGGUCCCAUCCCAGGUGAGACACCUGGACCUGGGUAUCGAUGGGGAGGAUGUGCAGACAACCUCAACUAUGGUCUUAUCAUGGGGUCCAAAUUUUCAGAUGCUCCCAUGAAGAUGAAAAAAUCAGGAUCACAAGCCAAUAAACUGAUGCAUCUGCACAACAGUGAAGUAGGGAGACAGGUCUUGAAAGCCUCUCUUGAAAUGAAAUGCAAGUGCCAUGGAGUUUCUGGGUCAUGCUCUAUCAAGACCUGUUGGAAAGGCCUUCAAGAGCUGCGAGACAUUGCACUGGACCUCAAAACCAAAUAUUUAUCUGCCACCAAGGUUGUUCACCGGCCCAUGGGCACACGCAAAUACCUGGUGCCAAAGGAUAUUGAUAUCAGGCCAGUCAAAGAGACUGAGCUGAUUUACCUGCAGAGCUCACCUGAUUUCUGCAUGAAGAAUGAAAAAGUGGGGUCACAUGGGACCCAGGACAGGCAGUGCAACAAGACUUCCAACGGGAGUGACAGCUGUGACCUGAUGUGCUGUGGCAGAGGCUACAACCCCUACAUGGACAAGGUGGUGGAGCGUUGCCACUGCAAAUAUCACUGGUGCUGCUACGUGACCUGUAAGAAGUGCGAGAGGACUGUCGAGAGAUAUGUGUGCAAAUGAAACCUCUCCUCUGCACACCUGGGAGCUCAAACUGCAGCAGCAGCACCCCAGCACUAUUCAGAGAAGACAUUUCCUUGACCAGACAUCGUUUACCUUGUAAAGACACAGACUUGAGGAGAGAUGGUAGGAGGAAAAGCAGCAAUCUCACCAGUAAAAAUAAGAACGUAAAAAAAACCUCCCAAAAAGCAACAGACCCACAAAUGUUUCUCCUCACCAAUAAAAUGCUCUCUGAGAAGACAAAACUUCAUUUGGGAUGGUAUCUUCUUCCAAAAUAUUUCCUGUGGCUGCCAAUGAUGUCCAGCAAUCAAGUGCCUUAGUAUUCUGAGAAAUAAAUAUGGAAACUUUCCCUGGGGGGAAAAAAAAGCACCAUUUGUUUGACAGUAACUAAGGCUCACACCAGCCUGUGCCUUCUAGCACAGGUACUGAGUCUCCAUUAGGACCAUCCCACAAGGGAAAAUGCUACAACUUUUCAGCAACACCUGCCUUUGCUGCCAAAGACUUAAUUUUCAGCGAGGAAUCAUCCAUUCUGAAAGAUAAAAAAGUGGAAAGAUUUCAGGUCUAUCCCCUGAAAUGAGCAACUAAUUCUAAUCUUCCUUUUACACAGGUCUGCGACUUUGAGCUGAUUGCUGAAGGAAAAUAUAUCCUUAAUUUGUCCAGUCUGGACAAAUGAAAAAAAUCCCCUGGAAUCCUGGAGGCAGUGAGAGUAGGGUAGGCUGAGAAGGACUUUAUGGGGUCCACAAGACAGCAGUGGAGCCUUUAGGAUAAAAUAACAAAGCGAAAUCCAAGUCUAGUGGGAAAGUAAAGAAAAGCAGCAAGCUCCUGCUCUCUAUCUCUUUGGCCUUUGGUGUGAUACCCUUAGUCACUGACAUUCUUCCACAAUGACCCACCAAAUCCUUGGGGAAAUGUGCCACUGGCUUCUUCCCCCACAAAACUAUUGGUCCAACCUCAGGAAACUGCAGAGAGUGGAGUGAUCUGGCUAUAGGGAGCACAUCCAUGGAAGUCAGCAUCCAUGGAAGUCAGCAUCCACGGAAGUCAGCAGCUACUCACAGCAGGAAGGAAUGGGAAGAUGUCAGUCUUUCACGUGGCUCUGCCCUCACACAGCAGAGCACCACUAUCUGUGGCUGUACAUAUUUUCUUUUGUAUGCAGAUAUACAGAAAUAUUUAUAUCUUGUGCUUUCAUCUACUUUACUUCCUACCUAAAUAUAUCCUCAUAUUAUAAACAAGCAUUAACAAUAGUAUGAAAUAAAUGCUGAAGUUACUGCUGCAACAGCAGAAUGUUAGAUUAUUGUUUCACACUUCUACUUGGAAAACAAUUCUGAUUUUCCUCCCAAGGAUGGGAAAAUAACAUGGUUUGAGGCACUCACUGGUAUAGGGAUAGAUAAGUUUCUUUAUUCCCUGCCUCCCCAGCCUCUUAAUGUUGAGCAGAAUUAGCCAAGAUACAGUCAAGACAAUGAAACAGAACACUUGGAGAAAGGAAGAGUCACCAUUGCUGUUUCAUUUUUCUAUCAGUGAUCACUCUCAUUGGUAAAAUUUCCCAGCAAUCACUCAAACUGGUAAAAUUAAGCCCCUGAGGAGCUUAAUAACAAACAUGACUCACACCUCUCAUGUCAUGGGUAGUUGGCUUCUGGCUCCUGCACAUGGAGAGGAGCUGCUGUGCAGGGGAGCUUUUAAAAUAGCCUAAGAUCCCUUAUUUGCUUUUUUGUUUGUUAUUGUUUGCUGUUUCAUUUGGGGUUUUUUGGGGAGUUUGGGUUUUUGUUGUUGUUUGUUUGUUUUGUUUGUUUGCUUGGGGUCUUGGGGGGGAUUUUUUGUUUUGGUUUAUUGUUAGUGGUCAUCCAGCCCUGUGUACUGAUUAUGAAGAGUGACGUUGGAGAAGGAUGCUGCUCCAGGAACAGAAGGCAGCAGAGCUUCUGAUGUCUUUCAGAUCAUUCUUGAGCUCCCCAACCCCAUGCAAAAUGCUGUAAACAGCCAAAAAAUCACUCCCACACAAACGUAGAGGGACUCUUUCACUAGGGGGAAAUAUGUCAGUAACACCACAACCUUUCUCCAAAUCUUUUUUCCCCACUUAGCCAAUCCCUAGGGGGCAACUGCCUCUGACAUGUCUGUGAGCAGCCCUGGGGAAUUGGAAGAGAGAAGCAUCAUGUGCUAUAAUAGCAAAAUUAGAGGCAUUUUGUUCUCUUCAGCUAUUCUGCUUUGCUGUAAUGGGUUUGGUCUUGUUGCCUCCUUCCAUCCCCCAGUUGUGAGCAGGCAAAAAAAAGAGCUUUCAUAGUUUAACAGUGGUUUGUGUUAUUGUCACCUCAUAAAAGCUGAGGGACUAAAACAGCUCUGCAGUGCAGUGAUGAGUGGUGGGUGUCUUUAGGCUGACAUGCAGACAGGCUGGUGGCACAAAUCCCACUGCUCUCCAAUGCCAGAAUUUGGCUUCAUUUGAUAUGUAAAGAAACCAUCCACUCUCAUUCUUUUAAGGAAUUUUAUUUUUAUUUCCAGUUUCUGAUGGUGCCAACAAGGCACAGAUGUUCUGACUGAACAAAAAUUUGAGCAUUUCAAUGCUAUUCUGUAAUGAUUCUUUUUCUUGCUCCCUUGCUGAUGUCAUGAGUCUUUCUGCUUGGGGAAAAACUAGUGAAAUGGAAGAAAUUGUCUGGUCAUACACUGUUUUCAGCUGCAUUUCAUUCCUUCCAUGUCAGACCUGUGAUCCUUGACUGGCUUUCUCAUGUCAGAAGAAAUCAUCACCUGUAAUUAGAAUAAGUGAAUAAACCAAUUAGGCAUCUACAGGUCUACCAAGUGGGAAAUGAACUCACAGCAGAACUUUAGCCAUGCCACAGAUGUCCAUUACUGAAGAUGUUGACCUGAAAUGGCUGAAUUGUUUGGAGUUUUGCAGUUUGGGGCAGCCACGUUCAAAAUCUCUGCUCUCUUCUCCAGAUAAUCCAUCAUGGGCUUCAUCUGAACUUCGCUUCUUUGACAAAAGGGUCUGUGCGACCCCAGCCCAUGUCUUAGGCUGUUAGCCUAUGAAUUUACAGAGUUACACUGCUUUUGCCAUAACUUCUAAAUUUUAGGGCCCUCUGGAGAGCUGCACUCUGCAUUAGGAGUGUGCCCAGGGGGAUGUACCUUCCUGAGGUGAGAAUCAUGCACAGGGCAAGGUCUGAUGAACUGCAGCCUCCCUUGUUACACAGGCCUGCUUCAUCCAGCCAGCUAGGGCCAUCUCAGCACUUUGAUGGCUUUAAGCUGAAAUAAGGUAGGUUUAGAUUGGAUGUUAGGAAGAAAUUCCUACCUGUGAGGGUGGUGAGGCCCUGACACGGGUUACCCAGAGAAGCUGUGGCUGCCCCAUCCAUGGAGAUGUCCAAGGUUGGACAGGGCUUAGAACAACCUGGUCUAGAGGAAAAUGUCCUUGUCCAUGGCAGGGGGUGGAACUUCUAAGGCCCACCACUUCUAAGGUCUUAGGAGCUUCUAAGGUCCCUUCCACCCCAAACCAUUCUGUGAUUCUAUGAUGUCCUUCUGGAUGCUCUGGCAUUUCCAAUUUUUUUCUGAAAAUGUCAUUCUAUGAGCACUAGACAGCUCUCACUUCCUUUUAAUAAGAACUAGGAAUAAAGAGAGUACCUAUAAUACAGGGCCAUACUGCUGGAACUCAUAGUACAAUUUUCUUCUUGCAACUUGUCUCUGAUGCUUCACUCCUUGCACCAGCAGCAAAGCACAGAGAGGCCAGAAAAGUGUCACAUCUCUCAAUUUCAAUUAUCAAUACAACAGGGAUCCAAAACAAAAUGGCCAAGUUAUUUCUGCAGUCUAGAGGAAGCUGUCCCUGCCCAUGGCAGGGGAUUUAAACUGGAUGAUCUUCAAGGUCCAACCCAAAUCAUUCCAUGAUUCUAUAUUUUUUUGUGCAUGUGCUGUGUGAAAGAUAUUUGGGAGAACAUUUGUCACAAACCAGCUUUGCAAGGAAAAUACAUCCCUCCUUCCCUUUCUCAGGCCUUCAGCAAGCAGUUUUCAAGGCUUUGCUCUGAAACACUGAGAUCUUUCAGCUACUGCAGAAAACAGCUUAAUUACUGUGAAUGCCUUUGUCAGGUGAUGCUGUAGUUCCCUUCUUAUAACAUGUCUUACCACAUCCCAGCAGCUGAUAUAAUUUAGCCCAGCUCCAUGUCAUACUACACAGUACUGUUGGUUUAAACUAGCUAGCAAAAUACAUCUGAUUUAUUCUAUUCACUAUUAUUUCACAGCUUUACAAUAUUACCCCUGAUGGAAACUGCCAAGCUAUCCUGAAGAGUAUUAUGCUAUUUUAUUAACUUGAAAAAAAAAAAAUCUAUGAUUUAAUAAAACAGUGUGGACUUAAUGCUAUUUUCAGAUCUGAGUUUUUAGACCCUGUAUAUAUCUGGGUGACUUUUUUUUUAUUAAUCUUCCCAUCUUUACCCUUUCCAGUUUUAUAUCAUUUAGGUUUCUCCAUAAGGUAGGCAAAUGCCAUUCAUUAUAAAAAAUUCCCAUCUGAUUGUGUAUUUUAUUAGACAAAAAGAGAAAAUAUCUUAAUUAUACUACAGCAGGCAGCCCGCAAUAUUUCACUUGCAGCUGGAAAAGCCCUUGGUGAGGGGAAGGGGAGCGAGGGAAGAAGAAAACAAUCUGAAUACAAUUAGAAGCGUCUCUGUCAGGAAAGUGAUAAAAGAGUCCCUGAGGGACCAUCCCUCUUCCUGCCAGAAAACAGAUCCCUGUAGACAAACAUUAUCAUCCUCCAAGUGAGACAGGCUUGUGCUGCCCAGCUCUGGGCUACCUGUUUGGGGAAAGGGCUGGGAGGAGGCUCUGGAGGUCCUUGGGAAUAUGGGGAACAAGAGGAAAAUUCAGGCCUGGGAUGGAUUGUUGUUAGACCUUCACCCUGUGACAAAGGAUUUGGCUUUCCCUGCAUCGGACAGGGGGCUGUGAAACAACAUUGUUUUAUUCCUAAGAGCAGACUGGAGCUAUAACAGGCAUGACUUUCUCCCCUGCAAAGGAGAUGGAGCAGAAAACAAGAUUUGGGAGAGGGGGAGAAAGAACAGGAAACUUAAAAUCCACCUGAGAUUAAUGACUUUAACAUGCACAACAUAUUUUGUUUUGUUUUACUCUCAGGAACAGUUUCAUCAGUCAGACAGAGUUUGAUUAAAUAUCUCAAGCAGAGCUUUGGUUUAUUCAUCUAAAGAACAAAUUUUCCUCUCUUCGUGGAAGCAGCAUUAACUGUGUUUUCUAAUUGUGAGAGCAACAAUAAUAAUAAAA